GUGCUGUGAUGUUGUGGUGUGAGAUGGUGGUGCGAGAUGUACCAUAAAAUUAGUGUUGAAGUUGGAUUACGUUAUUUCAUGCGAAAAUGGCAAAGGCCAAACGUUAACGAUAAUAUCAGUAUUUCUGACACUGAGUAAACGCAUCCUGCUCGCCAAUCACCUAAGAAUCAAGCGAGACAAUGAUUCCAAGGGUUCCUUUUAGCACCAUUUGGACGUCUCGACACAAUGGCAAGUUGUUAUUAUCGGGACAGCCGACGAUCACUUGUUUGUCAUCGUCAUCGGCGUCAAUCUCGGCGACAGUUCCCCUGCAGCGUAUGUCAUCGUGUCUGUCGUGUAAAAGUCAAUUUGCCAAAAGAAAGUACACACGGCAUAAGCAUGCUCACGUCAUACAGAAACUUGGUUUCCUUGGAAAUACAUCUUGGAGUCAGGAACAAGUCAGUGUCCAGCGAAGGCAUUAUAUUAUUGCCAAUCGGGAACAAAUUUUACCCACCAGCAAAGGCAGGAAUCUGAAUUUUAAAAGUUAUGAAUCAACAAAUUGUGUGAGAUGCUUGAACACCAGUAACCAUGGGAACGUGAGACUUUCUCAGCAACAAGGUUCCUAUGUGAAGAAAUUGAGUAAAGUGUUAAGGGAUAGACUAAUUGAACGGGAGAAAAUUGCGGAUUUGAAAAGAGCUGCACCAGUCGUGGAGGACCAGAGUACAGCGAGUGCCAAAAGUGACUGGGUUAAACGAGAUGGUUACGAUACUGGGAUUAUGGUCCAGAACUCAUUGACGAAGCAACAGUACAAAAAGGAGCCACUUGUUCUAUGCAAUAAAUCAGUGGCUACAUGGUACUCUUGUGGUCCAACAGUCUAUGACAGUGCACAUAUUGGACAUGCCAGCUGUUUCGUUCGAUUUGACAUCCUACGGCGUAUCAUGACAGAGUUUUACGACAUUGACGUGGUGCAGGUUCAGGGUAUAACAGACAUAGACACAAAGAUCAUCAGAAGAGCUGAAGAUGAAGGCAUCGAUUUCUACAAACUGACAAAGAAGUACGAAAAUGAAUUCCUGAGAGAUCUGGAAAAAUUGCAGGUGCUGCCAGCCACUGUAGUCUCUCGUGUCACCGAUCAUAUGCCUCAGAUAAUCAAAUUCAUCCAGAGGAUUAUUGGUAACGGUUAUGCAUACUCGACUGACAGUGGUGAUGUUUACUUUGAUCUGGAGGCAUUUGGUUUAAAACGCUACAAGAAGUUAGCUACGCACUACAUGGAACCAGGGAAGCGGAAUACCGACAAGAGAAACCAGGAGGACUUUUCGUUAUGGAAAGCAGCGUUGCCAGGAGAGCCAUGGUGGCACUCUCCGUGGGGGUCAGGGAAGGGACGACCAGGGUGGCACAUAGAGUGCUCUGUCAUGGCCAAUGAAGUCUUUGGAGAGAAUCUUGAUAUCCACACAGGAGGCCGUGACCUUGCCUUCCCCCAUCACAAUAAUGAGAUUGCCCAGUGUGAAGGAUGCUUCAAUUCAGAUGGAUGGGCUAGGUACUUUCUCCAUUCAGGUCAUUUGUUUCUCAAGAGUGACCCCAACAAGAUGUCCAAGUCAUUAAAGAACGUUGUGUCCAUCCAGGAUUUCCUGCAGUCCUACACGACCAAUCAUUUCAGAGUGUUGUGCCUCAUGUCCAAGUACAACAAUGAUAUUGAGUAUUCUGAGGAAACAGUCCGUCAUGCCGUUAAGAUCUGUAAGCAGCUGGCCUCUUUCCUGAAUGAUGCAGAUUCUUAUGUCAAAGGUCAUGUCUCAGCAAGAGAAAUCAGCGAGGCUGCCCUCAUGCAAAAGCUUGCAGAAACACAGACCCAGUUUAUGCGUGCCAUUGCUGAUGACUUCGACACCAAGCGAGGGCUCGAUGCCAUCAUGGAACUAGUCAGAGCAGCCAACAUGGCCAUUGGUAGUAGACAACAUCAGCAACACUUGAGUGUACCUAGGUACCCAGGCGCACUGGCUGCAGUAGCAUCUUAUAUAAGCCGUACGGUGGAUGCACUGGGGAUCAAGUUCCAGAGUAGAAAGGAUGUGGCAGCGAGCAGAUCAUCCAAAACACUUGCCUCUACAAUGGACACACUAAUCAACCUCAGGAGUGAGGUUAGGCAAUGGGCGUUAGACACGCCCCUACAGGAUGACCUCAAAGGGUCAGGGGUCACACAAGAAGGUCAAGUAGAAAAGCCGACCAGGAAGCUAAUGUAUAAAGCACUUCAUCGCAGAGCAGAACUACUACAGAAAUGUGACAAUGUCCGGCAAGAUUUACUCCACUGUGGAAUUCAAAUCAAGGACCGACAGACAACAGCAACAUGGGAAUAUGUAGAAAAGAAAGGAACCAACAAACCUUAACGGAUCCUGCUGUGACAUCUCUAC
Messenger RNA from Asterias rubens (European starfish), 2372 nucleotides. Its product is annotated as probable cysteine--tRNA ligase, mitochondrial. The record is from RefSeq and is a predicted model, not a curated record. The transcript has 13 exons. The coding region runs from base 180 to 2348 and encodes 722 amino acids. Gene Ontology annotation, cellular component: cytoplasm. Gene Ontology annotation, molecular function: cysteine-tRNA ligase activity; ATP binding. Gene Ontology annotation, biological process: cysteinyl-tRNA aminoacylation. NCBI's taxonomy places the organism in Eukaryota, Metazoa, Echinodermata, Asteroidea, Forcipulatida, Asteriidae.